Molecule: messenger RNA, 5039 nt
Organism: Didymodactylos carnosus
Lineage: Eukaryota; Metazoa; Rotifera; Eurotatoria; Philodinida; Philodinidae
Source: the annotation of a GenBank genome assembly
AUGUCGGAUCCUUUUGUUUCUGUAACGGUUAAGCAUGAUGUUGGUAGCGAAGCAAUAUUAAUUCCUUCGUCAAAACUUAAUGCAUAUCUACCACCGUUGAUCAAAGCAACAAAAGCAAAUGUUUUGAUAACGUCAAAUCGAAUCCUCAAAGGCAUCGACGAACAGUCAUACAAUUAUUGUACAAUUGCGUCGUCUCUUUCUUCGCCUUUGGUUUUUGUUCUCGAUCAACUUAGUAACAUCGAAAUCGAAACGAAAGAAAGAGAAUUAGCUGAUCGACUAGAACAAGAAAGUCAACAAGCAUCGAAGAUUGCUAAUGAAUUGUUGGAAGAACAAGAAAAUCUCUCGACAAAACAACAAAAAAAAAGAAAAAAGAAAAAAGUGAAGAACAAACAGAUGGCGAACAAUGUGACGGCCACGCCGGAACUUCGUCGAUCGGAAGUGAACAUCAUUUCGUCGCCUUCACGCACAACAACGAAUCAAAGUGACCAACAGAACAUACCAAUCUGGUGUGAUUCUAAAUACAUUGAAGAAAAUGAUUUGGACAAUAUUCAAUUUGAACAUGAUGAAUUGGUUGAUGAUCGAUUUGAUAACAAUAAAGAAGUACCGAAAGACAAUCUACUCAAGGAAGAUAUUAAACACGAAGAUUCAGUGGUCCAUCGUCAGUAUUCUCAAGAUCAAUUCGAACAAAUUCUUCGUCGAUUUGACCAAAUGGAUUAUCGAUUUGUCAAUAUAUCUCAGAAAUUAGAUGAUAUCUAUGAAUAUUUAUCAUCUGAUCGUAUAAUCAAUGCCAUUCAACAUAAGUACUUCGUUGAACUUCCCGAACCAUUGUGCAGUCGAACAUACUCAGCAUUCACUUCCAAAGUGAUGCGUCGUCUCUUUGCUGCGUUUGGAUUACAAUUUCAAAGGGAAUAUGAAGACUUGUGGUUAAAAACCUAUCCACUAUCAAUUCGACCUUGUUUUCGACCAGACUGUAUUCAAAUCGAUCUGUUUGGUUUUGCACGUCUUCGAACAAACACCUAUCUUCCUUUUAUCACAUCACCGAAUCUUGAUCCUGUUGAUUCAUACAAUUCAUACACAAUAUUAAAGGAAAAAGAAAAAGAAUUCCGAGCCAACCAAAUUCUAAUCGGUGAAAUUACAACGUCAUGUCUUGAUUUUGAAUAUACUACCCAAGAAUCAAUAAUCAUUGUAUUGGAAUCGACAAAAAUUCAUAUCAAUCUAUUAAUUGCUAUAUUAUUACAAAUAAUUGCUCCAAUCAUUACUUAUAAAAUUGAAAUAAAAUAUACACGCAGUGAUAAUAAACGUAUGGAAAAAGAACAAGGUAUUACUGAAUUACCAAAAUUCAUUCGUGGUUCAGUUAAUACCAGAUUUGUUCGAAAAGCCGUCAAAGCAGCCAUAUUUUUAUUACCAUUAUUGGGUAUCACCCAUAUGUCAGAAACAUUUGUUACACCACAGCGACACCCAACGAAUCAACGUCUAUCAUCUUCUACUCGAACAUGGCGUUUACGAAAUUGUUCAAAAGAGUCAAGUACAACAACUACGAUACCACUUUACACUCAUAUAUUUGAUAUUCAAACCACCAUGCCAUGUAUUCCUGGUUGUAUUGAGUUUCGUUAUAGUUUAAAUCGUACAUGUGAUUUUCAUGGCCAAUUAAAUGUGACACUUGUGCAUAUGAAAGAAGACAAUGAUAUUAAUCGUCAAACACAAAGUUCAAUAUCAUCACCUUCAUCAUUGAAUGAGCAUGAUAUUUUAGCUGGUCCAUACAAUUUAUAUGAAUAUUUUGAAUCAACAGCAAAUGACAAUGGUUUGAUCUAUUUGACGUCUUAUGAAAUGUUAAAAUACAAAUCAAAACGAUAUCGUUUAAUCAUUGAAGCUAAACCAAUAUCGUCACCGAAUCAACAACAACCACAAGCAUUUCCAAUUGAUAUUGUGUCAUUAACACUAAGACGUUAUAAGAAAAAAUCAUGUCUAAUUUCACGAAUUCAACUGUUUGAGAAAGAUACAAUUAAUUGUUUAGUGAAUACAUGUCUAAAUGCAGAAUCGAAUGAGAAAUUGCUACUAACAUUAGAUCUAUUGAAUUUUAUUCUAUAUGCAUUAAGUAAACAAGGACGUUUUUAUGAAAUACAGCAACUAUUUAUCAAUCAUUUGGAUACAUUUUUAAAAGAAAACUUAUGUGAAUGGUUUGGUUUGUUUCAAGAUCCAUUCGAAAUAGAUUUAUUUGAUUUUGAUAUGUCAAUAUUUUUGGAAUGUUGUUUAAGAAAUCAUGAAUUAUCCUCGAAUGGUCAAACACUUACUUCACAAGCGACAGCUGUAUCAUCAAUUGUAUCAAUUGGUGGCGUACAUCCUGGUACUUCAUCAGUCAACACUGCUGCUUCUGAAACAUCAUUGUCAUCAUCAUCGAAUAUACAAUAUUAUUUAUCAAAACUCUUGCCAUUACCAAUAUCAUCAUCGAAUGUUUAUCUUAAACCCAUACUUGGUCUGUCAGACGUAUUAUCAUUGAAUUACAUAUUUCAUUCAGCAAGCGAUGGUUCACGUCUAGAGAAAAUUGAUACAAAAAAUUUAUUAGCAUUGAAUGGAUUUGAUUCAAACGUUACAACAAUAACUGGUGCACAUACACAACUGAAUAAUCAUCCAUUCACAUCUUCUAACAAUAUAGAAAAUUAUUAUAAUUCUACAUAUAUGUUGCUAUCACAAUUAACAUCUACAGCUGCAACUGGAAUACCACCUCCGCCUCCAUCUCCUAUGAUGCAUACCUAUUUAAUACAAGAUGCUGGUAUUGGUUUAACUAAUUUUGAUAAAUUGAAUAAACAACAGCAAGAAAAGUAUUCAAAAUUAAAAUACACAACUAUAACAAAAAAGAAUAAAAGAUUAUCCGACUUGCUUGCGUCAAAAACUCCUCGAAACUCACUGACUCUUGAUUUUUGGUCAGUAUCAGAACAAACUGAUUGUCAACGUUUAUUUUCAACAAAUCAAAUCUCACUCAAUCCAUUUUAUUUGAAUGAUAUUCAACCACCUGUUAUUGGACGUUAUGUAAAAGUAACAUUAAUCGGAAAAUAUAAUGUUUCAUCAUCAUCUCUACGUUUACCGUGUAGCUAUUUUUUUGGUUAUCCAUUUGUAAUAACAAAAAAUAAUCGACAAGAACAAUUAGAAAAAGAUGAAAAUAAUAAGAAACAGUUAUCAGUAAUUGAAGAACAUUACGAGACAAUUGUUGUCAAUUAUUCAUUACAUCGAAAUCGUCUAGUUGAUUUAUUGAAUAAUUUAUCACCGACUGAUAAUGACAAUGUUAAUAAUACGAUUAAAAAAGUUUAUCGAGAAUGUUUAUUUUAUCAAAUGCAAAUGAAUAUUGCACGUAGAAAUAUCGAAAAAUGUCGACAACUAGUAAAGCAAAAUGUGAAUGAUGAUGAAAACAACGAACAACAUAAGAAAACACCUAUUUCAAAACAAAAUCAACUUAAGUUAGAAUCAGACAGUGUUCACAGUAACUUGUAUGAAUUAUUUGACUAUUCUGUUCGAAGGACUCACGAUCUGUCGCUGGAUAAUGCAUGGAAAUUAUUUGCUGAAUAUGGUAUAAAUCAUCUAUAUUUAAACGAUAUGUUUAAACGUUUAUUGAAAAUAUUUUUGUAUUAUUCAUGGUGGCCGGAAUUUGUACAAAUAUGUUUGCAGAACUAUUUUGUUAAUGAUUUUAAAAAUAUUCAUUUUUCUUAUUAUAAAAAGAAUUUAUUUUGUUCAUUAAUUGAUUUAUGGGAACAAACACUGUUACCAAUGAUAUCGCUAUCAUCUUCCAAUGUUAGUACUAUUCAAGAUCUAUUAUUGUAUACACAAUAUCAAUGGUUAUUAUCGUUUUUACAUCGUUUAUCCGAUAAACAAUUGAUUCCUGUUCAACUAACUAAGAGUAUAUUGAAUCGUUUAAAAACAGCUUUGUAUCGUUCGAAUACGAAUGCUACUACUACGGAUAUAGAAAACGAUGAGAAUGAUCAAACAAUGAAUUUAGAACAACCGUCAUCCUUAAAUAAUGUUCCUAUGACACUAACCUCACCAUCAUUCGUUUCAAAUUUAGAACAUUUUCUUAAUACAUCAUCAAUAAUUCAUACACCACGUUCCAAUUCCAUUGACAAUUAUCGAAACAAGAGAAAAGAGAUGUUAAUUAAAAAAGCAACAAAAACAGCUGUUGCAACACAAACAAUAUUAAAAACGUCCGCUUCUACACAAACAAAUUUGUCGUUAUUAACAAAAAAAGAAAAUAGUGAACAGCCAGCAACCACUUGGUUUAAUCAAAUGAAUGUGAAUGAUGUUUUUGUUGAACAAAUGGAUAUUGAUCAAGAAAAUUCAUCAUUUUUAUCUUAUUUUUGCAAUCGUCAGUUAUGUUUAAAUGUGACACGUUCAUUAGUAAAACUUCUGAUAAAUUCAUUUCAUAAUGAUAAUAAAAAUAUUAAUAAUGACUAUGGUAGUUCAAUACCGCAUGAUUUAUUUCUACUGAUAUGUAAAUGUUUAUCGAAUAUAACACGUUCAUGUUAUCCAGUAUUAAUAUUAGAUGAAUUUCUAACCAAUUAUCAAUUAAAAUUAUUACUCGGCUAUUCAUCUGGUGAAAUUGUUGACAAGGAAAAGAACAUUUACAUUCGACAAUCCUCACCGUGGAUACAACAUGCAAUCAAUGGAUUAUUACUUGAUCUUAUCGAUAACGAAAAUUUUUCAGAACCUAAUGAGAGAAAAGUUAAUAGUAUAAAUGAUACAAUACUCAAAGAGCAACAGCAUUUAUCUGAUUUUUUGCUUUUGAAAAAACCAAGCGAAGAUUCAACAAAUGCAAUGGAAUUAUCAUCUACAAACGAUACUACGGAUGGUGACAACGUUUUAACUGGUACGACGGAUUUAACGGAUAUUAAAUCGCUUGAAAAUGAUAAAUAUAUUGAUGAAGAAGAUGAUAAAGCUACGAAUGAGAAAGCAAAACCAUUCGAAAAGAACUCUUCUGCAAUUAAAAAUUCGAAAAAGAAAUCGAAUAGUAAUACGUCAACAUAUUACUCUCCACAGCAAUUGUAUGGAUCAAU